Molecule: messenger RNA, 591 nt
Organism: Entamoeba histolytica HM-1:IMSS
Lineage: Eukaryota; Evosea; Mastigamoebida; Endamoebidae
Product: Rab family GTPase
Exons: 2
Coding region: 1-591 (196 amino acids)
Molecular function (GO): GTP binding; GTPase activity
Source: RefSeq, a predicted model, not a curated record
AUGGAAGGAGAACUUACAUUGAAAAUAUGUAUAGUUGGAGAUGAAAAAUGUGGUAAAACAUCUCUUACCCGUAGGUUUAUUGGAGAAGAAUUUAAAGAAGAGGUUGAACCUUUUCCAGAGAAUUUAAUUACUAAAGAUAUUACUUAUGAAGGUAAAAAAAUUACAUUAAAUUUAAUGGAUCCAUUAGAUGAUGGAACUGGAACUACUGCAUCUUUUUAUAACCAUGCUAAUUGUAUCAUUGCAUUAUUUGAUCUUAGCAACAAAGACUCACUUCAAAAUUGUAAAAAUUGGUUAUCAUAUGGUGAUAGAUAUGUUGAUAAUGGUUAUGUAAAAGGUGUUGUUGGAGUUAAGAGUGAUCUUGAACGAGAAGUUACUAAAGAAGAAGCAGAAGAAGUUGCUAAAGGAUUAAAUUGUGAAUAUUUUGAAGUAUCUAAUAAAACAGGGGAAGGAUGUACUGAAGUAUAUGAUACUCUUUUAAAAGAAUUAUAUGAGAAAUUUAUUGCACCAACUGAUAAGGGUAAUGAUAAGAAAAGUCAGAAAAAAGGAGGUAAGAAAGAAAAAAGUGAAAAAAAGAAAUGUGUUUUCCUUUAA